Molecule: messenger RNA, 522 nt
Organism: Rotaria sordida
Lineage: Eukaryota; Metazoa; Rotifera; Eurotatoria; Philodinida; Philodinidae
Source: the annotation of a GenBank genome assembly
AUGUCUAGAAUAUUAAUUUUCUAUUUUUUAGCUUAUGAUGAUAUAAAUGGUGAUGCUGAUCUUAUGGCUGAUCCAUUACUUGACCGUAAAAAUCGUUUUAUUUAUAUAACCCGUAUGUGGCCAUUAGCUGAUAUGCGUACACUUAGCCUUGAAGAUAUAAAACUUAUAAAUGAACGUGAUAAUCCAUCAGUAGCAGACUAUGUUGUAUUAGCACUCACACCAGACUAUGUGGUAUUAGCACUCACACCAGACACACAUGAAAAAGAUACAGAUAAAAGAUUAAUUUGUGUUACAAUAAUCGAACGACUAGGUGGUAUGAAAUGUAUAUGUGAUAUUAUAUUUCUUUACCGUUCAAAAGGGCCACCACAAUUUUAUACAUCUACUGGUGAUAUAAAUGGUUUGCAAAUGUGUGUUAAAGAAGGUUUUAUACCAUUACUUCGUGUUCCACCACCCGUACUACAAACACAAUCAAAUCUUUAUCCACAUUCACUGAGUCAUCAUGCAUAUCAAACAUCUCCAUAA